Zingiber officinale is the source of this 1047-nucleotide messenger RNA. Its product is annotated as proteasome subunit alpha type-6-like. Gene Ontology annotation, cellular component: proteasome core complex, alpha-subunit complex; cytosol; nucleus. Gene Ontology annotation, biological process: ubiquitin-dependent protein catabolic process. Lineage: Eukaryota; Viridiplantae; Streptophyta; Magnoliopsida; Zingiberales; Zingiberaceae. Bases 124 to 864 code for a protein of 246 amino acids. The transcript is spliced from 9 exons. The record is from RefSeq and is a predicted model, not a curated record.
AGAGCAUAUUUCUUGCAGGACGGGCUGCGAACUCUCUUCCCUCUCCCAUGAAAACCUAGUACUCCGAUCUCCAACGCGCUCGCAGAGGAACACUAGGAAUCGAUACGAGAUCGAGAGAACGCAAUGAGUCGCGGAACUGGAGCCGGCUACGAUCGCCACAUUACUAUCUUCUCCCCGGAAGGCCGUCUCUACCAAGUCGAAUAUGCGUUUAAGGCCGUCAAGGCGUCCGGGAUCACGUCAAUUGGAGUACGUGGAAAGGAUUCGGUGUGCGUUGUCACCCAGAAGAAGGUUCCUGACAAGCUCUUGGACCAGACUAGUGUCACACAUCUCUUUCCCAUUACAAAGUGCCUUGGACUCUUAGCCACGGGGAUGACAGCUGAUGCAAGAUCCUUGGUCCAACAAGCGAGGAAUGAAGCAGCAGAAUUUCGUUUCAAAUGGGGAUAUGAGAUGCCUGUAGAUGUAUUGUCCAAAUGGGUAGCAGAUAAAUCGCAGAUAUAUACCCAGCAUGCCUAUAUGAGGCCUCUUGGAAUAGUUGCAAUGAUCUUGGGUAUUGAUGAGGAGAAGGGAGCCCAACUCUUCAAAUGCGAUCCAGCUGGCCAUUUCUUUGGGCACAAGGCAACAAGUGCUGGCCUGAAAGAACAAGAAGCGAUCAACUUCUUGGAAAAGAAAAUGAAGAAUGAUCCUGUAUUCUCAUACGAGGAAACAGUGCAGACUGCAAUAUCUGCUUUGCAGUCAGUUCUGCAAGAGGAUUUCAAAGCUACAGAGAUAGAGGUGGGAGUUGUGAGGACAGAAGAUCCAACAUUUAGAGUGUUAUCGACAGAGGAGAUCGAGGAACAUCUAACAGCAAUCAGCGAACGCGAUUGAUAGAAACUCAGUUUCAGAUUCCUUGUUUUAAACUUUUGGCACAGCGUUCAUAAUGAAUUAGUUGCAACUAUCAGACAAGUUUAAAAUCCUUUGUUCCAGGAUCAUAACAUUUCUGAGGUUUUGACAACUUUACAUCGCUUUUGUAAGAACGUUUUGAUUGAAAAUUUAGAUCUUUUUCUUGAA